This is a messenger RNA of Chelonus insularis, 1906 nucleotides long. RefSeq names its product synaptic vesicle glycoprotein 2B-like. The record is from RefSeq and is a predicted model, not a curated record. Gene Ontology annotation, biological process: transmembrane transport. NCBI's taxonomy places the organism in Eukaryota, Metazoa, Arthropoda, Insecta, Hymenoptera, Braconidae. Gene Ontology annotation, cellular component: membrane. Gene Ontology annotation, molecular function: transmembrane transporter activity. The transcript has 10 exons. The coding region runs from base 85 to 1566 and encodes 493 amino acids.
AUAAUUUUAACAAUUCCGAAAUCUUGGAUUUGAAAUAGUUAUGAACAGUCAGCAUUUUUUUUAUCUAUAAUUUAUCUGAGUAUUAUGACGAAUGAAGGCUGUGAAAAUAUAAUUAAAAAAACAGGAUGGGGACUUUGCCAUUACGUUCUUAUUGGGUUAUGUGCAUUAGCUACUCUAGCAGAAGCAGUAGCAACUCUAACAGUCUUGAUCGUAACACCUUUAUUGGCAUGUGAUUUAAAAUUCAAUAAAAAUGAUAUCAUGGCCUUGAAUGCAACUUCAUCACUAGGAAUGGCUAUCGGUAGUUUUAUCUUCGGAAUCCUCUCAGACUAUAUUGGACGAAAAAAUUUAAUUCCAACAACAAUGGUGAUAAUAUUUUGCGCUUCAAUUGGGCUUUCUUUUUCGCAAACUUAUUUUUUUAUAAGCUCAGCUAUAUUCAUACUAGGAAUAGGAGCCGCUGGAAAUAAUAUAAUAGUACGAGUUUAUUUAAUUGAAUGCCUUCCGGCUAAAAAAAGAGGUUCAUACUUAGCAUUGAUUGAUCUUAUUUGGAUAACCGGUUGUGUUUCAACGCUUGGUUUAUCCUGGUCUUUAGUUCCAUCAAUAAUACGUAUGCUUGAAAAUGAGUUUCGUCCUAGUUCUUGGCGAGUUCUUGCAGGUUUAGGAGGUGCACCAAGUCUUAUAAUGGCUUGUGCUACAAGUCUUCUUCCACCUAGCCUUCGAUAUCUUCUCUAUCGCCGACAACUUCAACAAGCUUUAGUUGUUCUCCAGCAAAUGUUUGCCAUCAACAAUUCUCAACAUGCAAACAACUUUCCAUUAUGCAACUUAAACAACUGUGUAAGAGGAGAUAACGAUGACCCCACGAUUAAUCACUAUUUGGAUUUAGUUAGAGAAUUUUUUCUGAAAAUAUGGAGACGAAUAAUUAUUAUUUGUUCACCAUUUUUUAUAAACAAUACUUUGCUAUUUAUUUUAAGCAAAUUAUUACUAUUCCCAAGUUUUAUCUGGCUAUUAAUUUGGAAAAUUCAUUCAACACAUCAAUUAAUUUCCAACCAAGAGUUAUUAUCAAAUCAAACUUGUACCACACAUGUUGGAGAUAUGGUCUCAAAUUUUUUACAUAAUUGCCAUGAAGUUAGAAAUUCUAGUUUUAAACAUUCCUUGAUUUUUUUGUCAAGUUUUAUAUUAGGAGAACUUUUUCUUAUAUUUGGAAUAGACAUAAUUGGCAGAAGAAUAUCUAUAUUAACUUCUGGUAUUGUUGGAGGAAGCGCAAUCAUUUGUCUUAUUUUUACCACCCGAUAUGAUGUUGAAAUGGCACUCUCUAUUUUGUUCCUCGCCUUUUAUUCAGUUAUUUACACAUCUAUAAAUAUUUCUAUUUUGGAAAAUUAUCCAACUUCUGUUAGAGGAUCAAUAAUGGGAUUGACAACAGUUCUUCCCCAUGUAACAUCAUUCUUCAUAAAAAUGUUUUCACAAAUCACCUGUUUAAAAAGUACUUAUGCUGUUGCCAGUCUUUUAAUAAGCGCAACCAUUGCUACGAUGCCAAUACCAGAUUUAACUAACUCACCGAUGCAGGAAUAAAGAGUAAAGACCUUAGAUAAUUAUCCAUAUAAAUUAUAUUGUUCAAAAUUAUUCAUGAUAUAAACUUAACUUAUUUUAAACUUCCUAAUAAUUUUCAACAUUUAAACUUCUUGAUACAAUUCAAAGGUAUCUAAACUAUUUCUGAUUAAUCAACAAAUCGUUCAACAAAAAUUCGAAUAAUGUUUUAUAUAACAUAGUAAAAAUUCAAACAUUAAGGAUAUAAAUAAAUAUUAUACAAACAUGUAACAUUUAAUGACACUCAUAGCAGGUUCUUGUUGACUUUUAAUACCUCAACGAUAAUGAAAAACUCGCAGAGUAGAGAGGAAGAAGAGGAAGAGAA